CUUUCCCUUCUCACCUUUCUAGGGCUUCUGCUUUCAACACCUGUGAAUCUCUUAGCCGUCGAUUAGCCAAGCCUCCAAGAGACAUGCGGCGUUACGGGCGUCGUUCUCCAAUCGUUCGUUUCCAUUGAUCGACGACUUAUGUUCGUUCAUUCCUUCCUUCCUUACAAUUGUACUUGGACUUGUACGGGGGAACACAGAUGGAGCUGCAAAUCAAGGUCGCCCAGGCUGUUCACAUGCUUAAUCACGACACACAAUCCUGCAAUCGUGUAGCUGCUAAUCAGUGGCUUGUCCAAUUCCAGCAGACUGAUGCCGCUUGGGAAGUCGCCACCGCGAUCCUCACCUCCGACCACCGUCACCAAUUCAUUUCUGAUUACGAAGUCCAGUUUUUCGCUGCUCAAGUUCUCAAACGAAAGAUACAAAAUGAAGGAUGCUACUUGCAGUUGGGUGCUAAAGAGGCUCUGCUUAAUGCUCUUCUUUUGGCAGCUAAAAGAUAUAGUUCUGGACCUCAUCAGCAGCUGUUGACGCAAAUCUGUCUUGCUCUUUCUAUGCUUAUACUUCAUGCCGUGGAGCAUGGAAAACCUAUUGAAAAGCUCUUUUACAGUCUCCACAAUUUGCAAAGUGAAGACGAUGGCAAGAUUGCAGUUUUGGAGAUGCUUACUGUCCUGCCAGAAGUUAUUGAGGAUCAGAAUGCAGAUUGUAGAAUAAGUUCAGUCCAACGAUAUGAGUACGGCCGAGAGCUUCUCUCUCACACUUCAAUGGUUAUUGAGUUCCUUCUGCAGCAAAGCGAGAAGAAUAUUGACAGUGGUACUCAAGUGCAUGAUAGGAAUAGAAAGCUACUGCGUUGCUUGUUAAGUUGGGUUCGAGCUGGAUGCUUCUCAGAGAUUUCUCCUGGCUCGUUACCCACACAUCCAAUUAUGAAUUUUGUUUUCAAUUCUUUGCAGGUUUCAUCUUCAUUUGGUCUGGCAAUUGAAAUUCUUGUUGAACUUUUGAGUCGACAUGAGGGAUUGCCACAGGUUUUGCUGUGCAGAAUUGGAUAUAUUAAGGAUAUCCUCCUCCUUCCAGCACUUAAUAAUGGAGAUGAGACUGUAAUAAGUGGCCUUGCUUGUUUGAUGUCUGAAAUUGGUCAUGCUGCGCCAUCUUUGAUUGUCAAAGCAAGUCCUGAAGCUUUUAUGCUGACAGAUGCACUAUUGAGUUGUGUAGCAUUUCCAAGUGAAGACUGGGAGAUAGCAGACUCAACUUUGCAGUUCUGGUGUAGUCUCAUGGAUUAUAUUCUUGGGAUUGGUGUGGAUAGUCAGGAAAAUAGAAAGGAUGUUGAAGAAAUGUUUUUUCAUGUUUUCUCAGCAUUGCUGGAUGCUCUUCUUUUGCGAUCUCAGUUGGGUGAUGCUACAUUUAUUGAUGGCGGUAGGGUGCUUGAGCUUCCUGAUAGCCUUGUACAAUUCAGAAUGAAUCUGGUGGAAGCUUUGGUUGAUAUUUGUCAGAUUUUAUCUCCUGCUCCAUUCAUCCAAAAGAUAUUUGUAGGAGGAUGGAUGACUACUGCACAUAUUCCCUGGAAGGAGGUUGAGGCUAAAAUUUUUGCUCUUAAUGCGGUAGCUGAGGAAAUUCUCAGCAAAGCACCAUACUUUGAUUUUUCUUUUAUACUGCACUUGGUGACAAUUUUGUCCAGUAAGACACCUGACGAACUAAAGGGCUUCAUGAGAAUUGUUUACAAGUCACUAGCGGAUGUUGUUGGCUCUUAUUCCAAACUAAUAUCAGCUUCUCUAUCUGAUGCCCGACCAUUACUAUCAUUUCUUGCAACAGGCAUUGCGCAGUCGUUUUGUUCAUCUGCUUGUGCCUGUGCUUUGCGAAAGUUAUGUGAAGAUGUGCCUGCACUAAUGUACGAGCCUUCAUGUUUGGAAAUCUUAAUUUGGAUAGGGGAGGGUUUGGAAGAGUGGGUUUUACCACUAGAGAAUGAGGAGGAAGUAGUUGCUGCAAUCACACUGAUAGUUGGCUCUGUUCCUAAUGAGGAAUUGAAGAAUACUUUGUUUUCUAGAUUACUCUCUCCUAGCUAUGAAGCUGUUGGCAAACUUAUUGAUGAAAACCAGGAGUAUCCUUUGAUAAAAGACCCAGCUACUUAUACUCAGGUUGUCAACUCUGCUAGAAGAGGGCUGCAUAGAAUGGGAACUGUGUUCAGCCACUACCCAACAAAUUCAUCAACUGAUCCAAGUUUUAAUAAUUCUUUACUUGCAAUGCUUGGAGUGUUCUGGCAAAUGCUUGAGAAACUCUUUCAGUCUGAUCAUAUUGAAAAUGCUAGCUUAUCAAUGGCAGCCUGUAAAGCUCUUUCACAAGCUAUUCAAUCAUCAGGUCAGCCAUUUGUGCCAUUGUUGCCCAAAGUAUUAGACUGUCUCUCUUCCAAUUUUGGGUCCUUUCAAAAUCAUGAUUGCUACAUUAGAACAGCUUCCAUUAUCAUUCAAGAAUUUGGCGCUAGAGAAGAAUAUGGACCUCUAUUCAUCAGCACAUUUGAUCGAUUUAUCAAUGCAACAUCUAUAAUGUCACUGACUUCCUCAUAUAUAUGCGACCAAGAGCCUGAUCUGGUGGAGGCCUUCACUAAUUUUGCAACUACCUUCAUCCGAUGUGCUCCAAAGGAAGUCUUAGCACUCUCUGGUUCCAUCAUUGAGUUAUCCUUUCAAAAAGCGGCUAUAUGUUGCACGGCUAUGCAUCGUGGUGCAGCACUAGCUGCAAUGUCAUUUAUGUCUAAUUUUUUGGAGGUCAGCCUCACUGCAUUAUUGGAAUCUGUAGCACACGUGUCUGAAAUGCAACCCAUAGCAUGCAUUUCUGAAAGGUCAGUUGAAGCUAUGGCAAUAAAAGUCAUAUCCCACAGCGGCGAGGGGCUUGUGUCGAAUCUGAUCUAUGCUUUGCUUGGUGUAUCUGCAAUGUCAAGGGUUCACAAGUCUGCAACUGUCUUUCAGCAAUUGGCUGCUGUGUGCAGUGUAAACGAAAGAACAACAUGGAAGGCUAUUCUUUGUUGGGAGUCUUUGCAUGGAUGGCUACACUCUGCGGUGCAGACUCUACCUUCGGAGUACCUAAAGCAGGGUGAAGCUGAAUCCCUGGUCCCAAUAUGGCUCAAGGCUCUUAUGGCUGCAGCUUCAGAUUACAUUGAGUCCAGGCAAUGCAAUGGAAGAGCAAAAGAUUAUUGUCAUAUGCAAGGGAAAGGGGGGAGAACUUUGAAACGCCUGAUCCGAGAAUUUGCUGAUGGGCAUCGUAAUAUUUCGAAUCUGACUUGAGAUGUAUAGGGAGUGUUGAUAAACUAAUCUAAUCAAGUUGCAAGUCUUGCCAACUUGAGAUUUCUCUUCCUUGUGUAUGGCAUAUUUUUAGGCCUUUUGUGAUAUCAUUUUGAUCCAAGUAAAAUAGUAUGCAUUCUUUUGGAUCAUAAUUUCUGUAGUUAUCCCCAAUUUUGUUUACUAUGAGGAAUUUUGUAAAGUAACAUCCCAUUUACCAUAGCUAUCAGCAGCUAUAGUUGUAAUAGAUGUUUUAACAGGAGAAGGUAAAUAAGAGGGAAAAGAAGUCUGAUUCCAUAUA
This is a messenger RNA of Ipomoea triloba (trilobed morning glory), 3555 nucleotides long. Its product is annotated as transportin MOS14. Gene Ontology annotation, biological process: protein import into nucleus. Gene Ontology annotation, cellular component: cytoplasm; nuclear membrane. Lineage: Eukaryota; Viridiplantae; Streptophyta; Magnoliopsida; Solanales; Convolvulaceae. The record is from RefSeq and is a predicted model, not a curated record. The transcript is spliced from 24 exons. The coding region runs from base 198 to 3260 and encodes 1020 amino acids.